AUGGCCCCUUCCCCAGCCGCAGGCAAGCAGGCCGGUUCUGCGCCCAAGACUCCAACCAAGUUGGCCAGGAAACCGGACGCCACACCAUCGAAGCCCACGCCCAAGAAGCUCGGCCAAUCUGCUUCCUCCGCGAAGCCAUCCACACCUAAAGCUGCCGCUGGCAAGAAGCCUGAGACUGACUCACCUCAGCUUCCCCAGUCCGCAAAGGGCGGCGAUGUCUCCGGCAAAGCUCAGGGCUCCGCAAAGAACGCCAAAGGCCAAGCCGACGACAGUGCCGAGAAUGCCAAAGGCGAGGCCGAGGACGCUGGCGAGCAAGCUCAGAGCAAAGUCGAGAUGAAGGACGAUGACGAGGAGGACGAAGGUCCCCUCGACAAAGUCAAGGAGGCCGGCGACAGCGCACAGGGAGGCCUCGAGGAGCAAGCUCCCGAACCCGUUAAUGAUGAUGACGAUGAUGAAGAAAACGACACAGUCGGCGGCGCUACCAAGCAGGCCAAAGACACGGCUGACGAUGCCGAAGACGAUGAUGCCGCCACGCAGAAGGCUGGCCAGGAAGGCGACGAGACCGAAGACACUGCUGAUGAUCAGGAGCAGCAGGAAGGCGAUGGUCUGUUGAGCGGCGCCAAGGGACUCGCUGAUCAGGCGGGUACUAUCGCCGACAAGGGCAAGGAGGGCGCUUCUGGUGCUGCUGACAAGACCAAGGAGACCGCUGAGGAGGGCGCUGAGAAGGCCAAGGAGUCUGGUGAGGAGGCGCAAGAGGGCGCUGAGGACGCCACCGAUGAGGGCCAGAAGGUCGCUGGUGAGACUACUGAUGAGGCUGGCGAAGGCGCCGAGGACCAGGCUAAUGGCGUUGCUGAGGAUGGUGAGGAGCAAGCGGAAGGUGCUGUCGAGGAUGGUGAGGAGCACGCUGAGGGCGCUGUCGAAGACGGUGAGGAGCACGCUGAGGGCGCUGGCGAGGACGGUGAAGAAGCUGCUGAAGGUGAGGAGGGUGUUGAGGGCGUCGAGGGCGCCAAGGAUGAAGCCGAGGGUGCUGCUGAGGAGGCUGAAGAAGGCGCCGAGGGUGCCGAGCCUACCGACCGCAGCGCGCCUCAGGUUCCCGAGGGCCUGCCUCUCGACAUGUCCAUCCUCAAGGGCCUCGAGGUUGAUGAUGAGGGGUUUGUUCGCGACCAAGAGGGUAAUGCACUCGCCAAGCUCGCUGAAGGUGAUGCUGAAGACCUUGGCGGCUACCAAAUCGGUGACGAGGGCGAGAUCCUUGACGAUGAUGGUGAUCUCGUUGGUCGUGUCGAGCUUCUUCCUGAGGAGAUCAAGAAGCAACUUCAAACCGCCAAGGAAGAGGGUGUCGAGUUGCCCGAGGGCGCUGACGAGUACCUUGACCAACUCGAUGGUGGCGAGGAAGGCGAGGAGGAAGGCGAGGGCGAGAACGAGGAGGAAGAGGAAGAUGACGGUCCUCGCCUGCCUGGCCUCGAGAUCAUGGAAGGUCUCACCUGCGAGAUCGACGGUCUCAUCUACGAUUCCGAGGGCAACACUAUCGGUCGCGUGACUGAGGGUGACCCCGAGGAGCUCAAGAACGCCACUCUCAAUGCUGAGGGCGAGUUCAUUGAUGAGGAGGGCAAUGUUGUCGGCCAUGCCGAGAUUCACGAUGAUGCCGCCGAGCUUGUCGUGCAAGGCAUCUACGAAGCCGCUCCCAAGGAAGAUGACGCCGAAGGCGAGGCUGAGGAGGGUGAGGAAGGCGCCGAGGAGGCUGCUGAGGACGGCGAAGAGGCUGCCGAGGGUGAAGCUGGCGACGAAGAGCCUGAGCUCGAAGGCAUCGAAGACCAACUCCCCGGUAUCGAGGCUCUUGAGGGCCACGAGCUCAAUGCUCAAGGUGACGUCCUUGACGACCAAGGUGAUGUGCUCGGCCACAUCGAAGACGAGGAGCUCCGCCAGAAGAUCGUCGACGGCGAGAUCGACCCCGACACCCUCAAGAUCGACGAGGAUGGCAAUGUGGUUGACGAGGAUGGCAACGUCCUCGGCAAGACGGAGUUGGCUGAAGGCGCGGCUGAGAAGCUCGGCGGCAGUCCUCUCCUCGACCCACGUAUCCUUAACGGCAAGAAGGUCAACAAGAAGGGCAAGAUCCUCGAUGAUGAUGGCGAGGAGAUUGGUGAGCUGCGCGAUGGCGACCUAGAGCAGUGCGCUGGCAAGAAGGUCAACGACCGCUCGGAAGUCCUCGACAAGCAGGGUAAUGUCAUCGGCCACGUUUCUGUCGUUCCUGGCGAGGCGGCUGAGACGGCCACCCGUGAGUUGCUCGAGGAGCUGGGUGAGACCGAAGCACAAGAGGAGGAGAAGCCGGAGGAGCAACCUACACCCGACCUUCCUUCCCUCGACAUCCUCGAGGGCCUCAAGGUCAACAAGAAGGGUCAAGUCCUCAACGAGGACGGUGAGCCCAUUGGUGAGCUUGUCGACGGCGAGAUUGCCGAUUGCGCGGGCAAGAAGUGCAAUGACCAAGGCGAGGUCCUCGACAAGGAGGGUAACGUCGUUGGCCAUGUCCGCACCUUGCCGCAAGAAGGCGAGGAGGAAGAGCAAGCUGAGGAGGCAGGUGAGGAGGAAGAGGCUGGCGAUCAAUUGCCUCCUCUCUCCGUCCUCGAGGGCUUGACCGUCAACAAGAGCGGCAAGCUUAUCGACUCCAACGGUACUGUUGUGGGUGAGCUCGUCGAGGGUGAUGCCAAGAAGCUCGCCAAGGCUGGCACUACUUGCGACGCCGAAGGUCAGUUCUGGGACAGCAAGGGCCAUGUUAUUGGUCGUGCCCAGACUGUCGCCGUCGAAGACCCAGAAGACGAAGCACCAUUCGCUGGUCUUGACGGCCUCCACGUCGUCGAGGACGGAUACGUCCAAGAUGACCAAGGCAACACAGUCGGUUACAUCACCGAAGGCGACGCCAAGAAGCUCAUCGGUCGUCUCGUUGAUGAGGAUGGUGACAUCAUUGACAAGAAGGGCUCUGUUGUCGGCCACGCCGAGCGCUGGGAGCCUGAAGAGCAGGAGGAGGAGGUCGCCGAGGAGGCCGAUCUCUCCUUCCUGCAGGGCAAGAAGGUGAACAAGGCCGGUCUUGUCAUUGGUGACGAGGGUGUACCUGUCGCCCGCUUGGUUGAGGGUAACGCCAAGGAGUUGGCGGGCAAGGAACUCGACGACCAAGGACAGAUCUGGAACGACAAGGGCAAGGUCAUUGGUCGUGUCGAGCUCAUUCCCGACGACGAGCGCGAGGCCAAACCUGAGGGCCCCUUCGCCGGUCUCGAAGGCCUGAGGGUCAUUGAGGGUGGCAAGGUUGCUGAUGAGGACGGCAACGUGGUCGGUGAGAUUGUCGAGGGUAACCCCAAGCGUCUUGUCGGUCUUGCCGUCGAUGAAGAUGGUGAUAUUGUUGACAAGUACGGCAAUGUCAAGGGUCAUGCUGAGCCUCUACCUGACGAGGAAGAGGAAGGUCCGGUCGACAACAGCAUCCUCAAUGGCAAGCAGCUGAACAAGCAAGGUUAUGUCGUUGACGAGAACGGGAUCCCCUUCGGUCGUCUCGUUGAGGGUGACGCCAAGGAGUUGGCUGGCCGCUAUUGCGACGAGAACGGUGACAUCCACAACGACACCGGCAAGGUUGUCGGCCAUUGCGAGGUCAUUCCAGAAGGCGAACGUGUCCACCGCGGCGAAGGUCCAUUCGCUGGAUUGGAGGGCCUGCGCGUGGUGAAGGAUGGCUGGGUUGAGGACGAUGACGGGAACGUCGUCGGUCAGCUCGUCGAGGGCAAUGCUAAGCGCCUUGUUGGCAUGGCCGUUGAUGAGGACGGUGAUAUCAUCGACAAGUACGGCAAUGUCAAGGGCCAUGCUGAGCCGUAUGAGGAGGAGGAGCAGGCUGACGUUGAUCUUUCUGCUCUUGCCGGCACGAGCGUGAACAAGCACGGUAAUGCUGUCGAUGGCAACGGCAAGAUCAUCGGUCGUGUCGUCGAGGGCGACGUCAAGACCAUGGUUGGCAAGAAGGUUGAUGGCCAGGGCCAAAUCUGGGAUAAUGCCGGUAACGUCGUCGGCCGCUGCGAGUUGGUCUUUGGCGAGGACGGCGAUCCUGAAGGUCCCUUCGCCGGCUUCGAGGGUCUGCAGAUCCAGAAGGAUGGCACCAUUACCACCCCUGCUGGCGACAUCAUCGGUCGCAUCAUUGAAGGUGAUGUGAAGAAGCUGAUGGGUCACGGUGUGGAGGAGGACGGAGAUAUUGUGGACAAGAACGGCAACACGAUCGGCAAGGCUGAGAGGUGGGAGCCGGAGGAGAAGGAACGCCGUAUCAACCCCAUGUCUGGCCGCCGUGUCAACAAGGAGGGUGAGGUGCGCGACGAGCAGGGCGAGAUUUUGGGCAAGCUUACCAUGGGUGAUCUUGGCCAUUGCGUCGGUCAGGAGAUCGAUGAUUCCGGUAACGUCGUGGACGUCGACGGCAACAAGAUCGGCGAAUGUACCCUCAUCGACAAUAUCGUGGAGGAGGAGUAUGAAGGUCCGACAGAGGAGCAACUCGCCGAGGCGGCCAAGCGUGAGCAAGAGCGCGAGAUCGCGGAGAAGAUGAGCAACAUCUGCAGCCAGACGCUCGAGCGCGUGCAGCCCGUCUGCAAACAGAUCAAGGAGGCGAUGGAGAAGGCGGACCGCACGCCCAAGGAGGAGCUGGACGAGGACGCGCUGGUCGACGAGGUCAAGCCCCUGAUCGAGGAAGCCGGUCGUCAUUUGCAAGAAUGCAACGGGUCCCUCCGUGGCCUCGACCCCGAUGGCAAGAUCGCCGCUCAGGCCAAGGGCCGUGCUGGUACCAACGAGGCGACGCCGGAGGAGCACCGACUCGCGGAGAACUUGAAGGAGUUGACGGGCACCGUUGUCACGACCGUGGACGAUGCGAAGAAGAAGCUCAACAGCAUGCCGCAUGCGAAGAAGAAGCUGAACCCGCUCUGGGGUCUGAUGACACAGCCGCUGUUCCAGAUUCUGGCCGCGGUUGGACUGUUGUUGGCUGGUGUGCUGGGCCUUGUUGGACAGUUGCUCAACGGGCUUGGUCUUGGCGGACUGGUCAAUGGUGUCAUGGGCGGUCUGGGUAUCAACAGCCUUCUCGAAUCAUUCGGGUUGGGUGGUGGUGACAAGAAGAAGGGGAAGAAGGAUGGCAAGAGUGCGCUUUCGAGCUUGCCGGUUGUUGGUGGGAUGUUGGGUGGUGGAGGGAAGUAA
This is a messenger RNA of Recurvomyces mirabilis, 5196 nucleotides long. RefSeq lists its product as uncharacterized. The coding region runs from base 1 to 5196 and encodes 1731 amino acids. The transcript has 2 exons. NCBI's taxonomy places the organism in Eukaryota, Fungi, Ascomycota, Dothideomycetes, Mycosphaerellales, Teratosphaeriaceae. The record is from RefSeq and is a predicted model, not a curated record.